ACAAAAUUAGAAAGUCUCUUGUCCUCUGUGCUUGACCGCAAAAGGGACAAAAUAAAAGCCUAUGAACUUGUAAAGUAAAACUCUUCUUUCUCAAAAGUAAUGUAAAACAAUAAGACUAGCCCUCUUUGAGUUUGUUGGAAUUAAAACAUGUAUUGUUAAGCCUAGGUCAAAGGAUCAAGGGUUGGUACAAAGAAGAGAAGACCCAAAAAAAUGUAAAACAAUAAGUCAGAGACAGAAAUCUUUGUAUUUUUCACAGCCCUUCCUCCAAGAAUUUUUCUGCAAAGUUGAAUAUAAAUGUCAACUACAAUACCAUUCAAAUGUCUCAUAAUUUUGGUCCUCAAAGGACAACCUAGAUUUCCUCUAUCUCUAUCUAUAUAUACUCCCAAUAUUUCAACUUCAAACAAAGUGCGUAGUUACAAACAAAAAAAAUAAAUAUCCAUACAUUCUUUCAUUUCAAGCUCUCCACCAACAUGUCUCCUCUUAACACCAAUGAUUUGCAACAGAUUUUUGACAAGCUAGACCAAAAUGGUGAUGGCUUUGUAAGCCUCGAUGAGAUCAAAUUGCUUCUAGAGAGAAUCGGAGUUCAGACUAGCCUAGACGAACUUGAGUUAUUAGUGGGCAAAACAAGCCUCGACCUUCUUGACUUUAUAUUCUUCUAUGACACUUUCAUUAAGCGUGAUCAAAACGAAAUAGGCAAGGAAGAUGUUAAUGACUUGGAAUGUGAUCUUUCCAAGGCUUUCAAGGUGUACGAUUUGAAUGGUGAUGGUUUCAUUUCAUGCGAGGAGCUCCAGAAUGUGUUGUCACGAUUAGGAUUGUGGAACGAGCAUUGUGGCAGGGAUUGCAAAAGCAUGAUUAACAUGUACGAUAUGAAUUCCGAUGGAGUGCUCGAUUUUGAAGAGUUCAAGAACAUGAUGCUGUCCACCAAUUCUUAAAGGCACUUCUUCUAUUUAUUUCUUUAUAUUUAUUUCAGAAAUUUCACUUUAGUAUUAAUUAUUUGUUGUGAUUGUGAUGGGUAUUCGUCGUCCAGACUUUUUCAUCGGGUUGAAUUAGCUAGAAUGUAGACUUGGUCUUUGAUAAUGUUAUUGUUAUUGCACCUUUAAAAUUUAGUAUUGAAUUGUUGUGUACUGCAAAUUGAAUGUAAAAAUUGUUUAUAUAUGCAAGUCAAUUGUUUGGCU
Molecule: messenger RNA, 1175 nt
Organism: Camellia sinensis
Lineage: Eukaryota; Viridiplantae; Streptophyta; Magnoliopsida; Ericales; Theaceae
Source: RefSeq, a predicted model, not a curated record